AUUCACUUCCAAAAGUCUCCCCCAGGAAAAUUACACUUCCCAAAACCCUCACUCCUCUCUUUCUCUCUCUCUGGUUUAGCGAUUUCAAAGCAGAGUGGAAAGUAGCAGGGGAGGCAGAGAGAGAGAGAGAGAGAUGAACGACCUGUCGAAUGCUUUGAGAGAGCAGGAUAAGAAGCGGCAUUGUUGGAGCUGUAAACCAAUCCCAAGAGUAGCAAUCUUGGUCCUCGUCCUUCUCUUCCUCCUCGGCCUCUUUCUCUCCAUUUUCAUCCUUGUGGUUGUUCACAACGCCGCCUUCUUCCUCUGUCUCCUCUCUCUCUCCUCACUCGUCGCCUCAUUCCUCCUCUGGAACACUCUCAACUGGAGACGAAAAGCUGACCUCCUUCUCUACCUUCAUUCCUUCCCCGACUCCGACCUCAGCUUCGCUCCUCACGCCCACCUUGUCAAGAUCACUGGGAUUGUCAUGUGUGGUAGUGCCUCCCUAGAAUCUUCAUAUGAAAAGGCUUCUAGAUGUAUUUAUACUUCUACUGUUUUGUAUGAAUAUGGAGAAUUGGGAUUGAAGCCUGUUGAUGAUAGCAGGGCAUGCUUCCAGUGGAGAUUAGCAUAUUCUGAGAGGUUCUCCACCGACUUCUACAUAACUGAUAGUAAGUCAGGUAUUAGAGCUCUGGUGAAAGCUGGACCUGAUUGUAAAGUGAUUCCCCUUAUCAUCGAGAGCAGACUUGUUACCACUACAAGAAAAUGCAACACUCUAUCUACUCACUUGAGGAAAUGGUUGAGAGACAGAAACCUCUCAGCUGAAGCCCGUCUAUUGCGUCUAGAAGAAGGUUUGCAUGAGUUUUGGCAGGUAUGUAAAGGAAGGCAGCGUCGUGAGUGUAAUCGGAAUGUUGCAUAGAAGUAAUGACAUUGUCACAAUUGUUCAGCCACCAGAGCUCAUCUCUACAGGAUGUUUAUGGAAAAAGCUGCUUCUUCCCAUUGAUGUUGAUGGACUUAUCGUGGGCCCCCCAGGGUGACUGGUCCGUUGACCGAUCCCAACUCUGUGCCACAUCUGCAACAGUAACACCUGAUCCAUGGUAGAAAUACAGAAAGAAUUUAGAUUUUUUUUUUUUUUUUGAAAUUUAACUCCCCAAUUCCUUUUAUUUUAUUCAUUUCAAAUUUGUUUCAUCAUUCUGUGCUGCCAGUGCCACCAGUCCUGGAAACAGUUUUCUUUUGGUUUCUUCUCAACGGUUCCAGAAAGCAGUUAUAUAUGGUUUCGUGUCAAUCAUUGAGACUCAAUGUAUUGACUUAAUCCCAUGAACUUGAUACAUCUGCUUGAAACUGUUGUUGCCAAAUGUUGCCAAAUGUUUUUAACUCUUGUGCUGAAUUUAUCUUUUGUAAACAGUUUAGGGUUGGUAGUUGUUUGGCGGGCGCCAAAUUUUUUUGACAUUCACAGUUGUCUAAACCUCUGAGCAAAAUCUUCAAUUGGUGAUGCAGUGAGUGACCUCUUGUCCUUCCUUUUGUAACUUCUUGUGUAGGCCUAAGGUGAUGCUGCUGCCGAAUUGCCUGAGCACCACAUCUAAUUGUGUAUUUAUUUGAAUUUUUGUUCUCCUUUUGGUUGAGCAUGUUAAUGAAAUAUUUCUAAUAUUUGCUUCAACA
Molecule: messenger RNA, 1629 nt
Organism: Camellia sinensis
Lineage: Eukaryota; Viridiplantae; Streptophyta; Magnoliopsida; Ericales; Theaceae
Product: protein SHOU4-like
Source: RefSeq, a predicted model, not a curated record